Stegostoma tigrinum is the source of this 6078-nucleotide messenger RNA. RefSeq names its product neurexin 3a (gene nrxn3a). The transcript has 22 exons. Bases 931 to 5967 code for a protein of 1678 amino acids. The record is from RefSeq and is a predicted model, not a curated record. NCBI's taxonomy places the organism in Eukaryota, Metazoa, Chordata, Chondrichthyes, Orectolobiformes, Stegostomatidae.
CGGAGUACCAGAGCGAAGGCAGGGAGAGCGAAUCGUGACGUGAGGAAUCUGCAGCAGAAAGAAGACGGGAAACACGGAAAAAGAGAAAGCCGGGCUGGCGUGAUUUUCUUUUCCCUCUUCCCCAUCUCUCUGUCUCUCUCUCUGUGUAUAGCUGAACUGUCAGCAUCUCCCCCCAAAAAAGAACCCACUGGGACAUCUCCAGGCGUUGAACCCCACUCAGAAUCGAUCUCGCCAUCGGAAAGGAUUUAACGGAGGAAAUUGCAUUGGACUUGAACAUCUUGUUCAUGUGUGCGUGUGUGAGGGUCUGUCCGGGACAAGUCCUGCAAGGUUGUCAGGGGCAAUUCGGUUUCUCCAUGGCUGGAGCGAAUACAAAACCAUCAUGUGGUCCUUCUGGGUUUCGCUAAUAACAUCCAACAAGUGGCAGUGAGGAUCGACCUGUACGUUCCCGUCCACAGAGAGGAAGGAAUAUCGGCUCUGUUCCUUUUCCCUCUGGAUGGAAGUUGGCUGUUGAAUGAUUCGGGGGAGCUGACGGAAACUUUGACCGUCUGAAGCUCGGAUUUGUUUUCCACACACACACACACCAGAACUGAAAACUGUACUGUGCAUCUUUCUCAUUUUGCCCGCUACCUGUGCCUUUAUGAUGUGGGCAAUCUUCUACAGCUGGGUGUCCGCCAGCAUUUGAGGGAUUCCUUUGAUCUAACUCAGCUGAAGACCUCUCUGACUUUUAUCAGCGUGGAUUUAAUCUGCGUCUUGCUCUGAACAGGGGAUUUGGAAAGAACUGCUGGAAAACAGAAACGGGAGGGGGGAAACACGCAGAAAUUGCCGGAAAAGCUCUGUGGACAGAAGUCAGAGUUAGCAUUGCGGGCGGAGUCUGCUUGUUUCAUACUUCCCCUGGCUGUGCGUGUUUGUAUCUGGGCUUCUGUCAACACAAUGUUAACCGUGGAGACUCUCUGCUUGGCGCUGCUCCUGGGUCCAUUGGCUGGGCUCUGCUUGGGGCUGGAGUUCAUGGGGAGCCCGGGUUCGUGGAGCCGCUUCUCGCGUUGGGAGGCGGGCAGCCGGAGCGACCUGAGUUUCCAGUUUAAGACCGAUCUGCCCGAAGCGCUGCUGCUGUACCUGGACGACGGCGGCUUCUGUGACUUCCUACAGUUGGUCAUCGCCGGUGGCCGGGUCCGGCUGAAGUUCAGCAUCGAUUGCUACGAAACCUCGGUGGAGAUGGACAGGAGGGUCAAUGAUGACAAGUGGCACUUCGUCAUGGUCAGCCGCAACUUCCUCAGGACCGUGCUGGUCCUCGACGGGGACACCCGGUCAGCAGAGGUCAAGCCCCAGCGGCAGUACAUGAAGGUGGCCAGCGACCUGUUCGUGGGUGGGAUUCCUCAGGACAUCCGAGACACCGCCUUGACUUCUGUCCUGGUGCAACGCGAAGCCCCCUUCAAAGGAUUUAUCGAAGACUUGAAGUAUGGAGACUCAGCGCCAGUGCUGCUUGGAAGCCACUCGGUGAGAGUGGACAAGGAAGGGAUUUGCACUGAGAAUCCUUGUGAAAAUGGUGGAGUAUGCACAUGGAUAGCAGGAGAGAUUACCUGUGACUGUACUAACACGAGGUAUAUGGGGCGGUACUGCACUGAAGAAGUCAACCGUGUGCCAGGUUUCUCGCAUCUGACGAUGGGCGAGCAAGCCAGGGAAGACAACUCUGCAACAUUCCGAGGAUCUGAGUACUUCUGUUACGACCUAUCCCAGAACCCUAUCCAGAGCAGCAGCGAUGAGAUCACUUUGUCCUUCAAGACCUGGCAGCGGAACGGACUGAUCCUGCACACAGGGAAGUCAGCCGACUAUGUAAACUUAGCACUGAAAGAUGGAGCUGUUUCACUAGUCAUUAACCUGGGCUCUGGCGCUUUUGAGGCGUUGGUUGAACCAGUAAAUGGGAAGUUUAAUGACAACGCCUGGCAUGAUGUCAAAGUGACACGCAAUCUGCGACAGCACUCAGGCAUUGGACACGCUAUGGUUACCAUUUCGGUGGAUGGCAUCCUCACUACCACAGGUUACACCCAAGAAGACUACACCAUGUUGGGGUCUGAUGAUUUUUUCUAUGUUGGUGGAAGUCCAAGUACAGCAGAUCUACCUGGAUCCCCUGUCAGCAACAACUUCAUGGGAUGCCUCAGAGAGGUUGUUUAUAAAAACAACGACAUCAGACUGGAGCUCUCACGCCUGGCGAGGAUUAAGGAUCCCAAGAUGAAGAUCCACGGCGACGUUGUGUUUACAUGUGAGAACGUUGCCACCCUUGACCCCAUCUCAUUCGAGACACCGGAGGCCUACAUCAGCUUGCCAAAGUGGAACACCAAGAAGAUGGGCUCAAUUUCCUUUGAUUUCCGCACGUCUGAGCCCAGCGGCCUCAUUCUGUUCACCCAUGGAAAGCCACAGGAGAGGAAAGACUUGCGGAGCCUGAAGAAAACCAAAGUGGACUUCUUCGCUGUUGAGCUCUUGGAUGGGAAUCUGUUCUUGCUCCUAGAUAUGGGCUCCGGUGCGAUCAAAAUCAAAUCUACAACCAGGAAAGUGAACGAUGGAGAAUGGUAUCACGUGGAUAUACAACGGGAUGGUAGAUCAGGCACCAUAUCAGUGAAUAGUCGACGCACCCCAUUCACAGCAAGUGGAGACAGUGAGAUUCUUGACUUGGAGGGGGAUAUGUACCUUGGAGGCUUACCAGACAACAGAAUGGGCUCCAUCUUGCCCACAGAGCUGUGGACAGCCAUGCUCAAUUAUGGCUAUGUUGGCUGCAUCAGGGACUUGUUCAUUGAUGGGAGGAGCAAGGAUAUCCGACAGUUGGCUGAGGACCAGAACGCGGCCGGGGUCAAGCCAUCUUGCUUACGUGUCAGCACGAAGCAAUGUGACAGCAACCCUUGCAAGAACAAUGCAGUGUGCAGGGAAGGUUGGAAUCGGUUCAUCUGUGACUGCACAGGCAUGGGCUACUGGGGGAGAACGUGCGAAAGAGAGGCAUCCAUUCUCAGCUACGAUGGCAGUAUGUACCUGAAGAUAGUCAUGCCCUGGGUAAUGCACACAGAAGCUGAAGAUGUCUCUCUCCGAUUCAUAUCCCAGCGGGCCUAUGGCUUGCUCGUGGCCACGACCUCAAGGGACUCAGCUGACACUCUGCGCCUGGAGCUGGACGGAGGGCGUGUAAAGCUGACAGUCAACCUAGACUGUAUCAGGAUUAACUGUAACUCCAGCAAAGGGCCAGAAACAAUUUAUGCUGGACAAAAGCUCAAUGACAAUGACUGGCACACCGUUCGAGUGAUCCGCCGAGGGAAACACCUCAAGCUGAUGGUCGAUGAAGUCACUGCAGAAGGUCAAAUGCUGGGUGACCACACACGGCUGGAAUUUCACAACAUCGAGACUGGGAUCAUGACAGAACGGCGCUUCAUCUCUGUUGCGCCAUCCAGCUUCAUCGGGCACCUGCAGAGCUUGAUGUUUAAUGGAAUGAUGUACAUAGAUCUAUGCAAAAACGGGGAUAUUGAAUACUGCGAAAUCAAUGCCAGGUUCGGCAUGAGGUCGAUUAUCGCCGAUCCCGUCACUUUCAAAACCAAGAACAGCUAUUUGACGUUAGCGACUUUGCAGGCGUACACAUCCAUGCAUCUCUUCUUCCAGUUCAAGACCACGUCUCCUGAUGGAUUCAUUCUCUUCAACAGCGGAGAUGGCAAUGACUUCAUCGCUGUGGAAUUAGUUAAAGGGUACAUCCACUAUGUGUUUGACCUGGGAAAUGGGCCAAAUGUUAUCAAAGGGAACUCCAAAAAGUCCCUGAGUGACAAUCAAUGGCACAAUGUAAUAAUUACUCGGGACAGCAGCAACACGCACACUCUCAAGGUGGACGCUCGAUCUGUGACUCAGGUUAUCAAUGGUGCCAAAAACCUGGACCUGAAAGGUGUCCUCUACAUAGCUGGGCUGGCCCAAGGCAUGUACAGUAAUCUGCCGAAACUUGUCGCCUCUAGAGAUGGGUUUCAGGGUUGCUUGGCAUCUGUCGACCUCAAUGGACGGCUGCCAGAUCUGAUUCAUGAUGCGUUACAUCGGAGUGGGCAAAUUGAUCGUGGAUGUGAAGGUCCCAGCACAACCUGCCAAGAAGACUCAUGCAUGAACUAUGGGAUAUGCAUCCAGCAGUGGGAAGGGUACACAUGUGACUGCUCAAUGACUUCGUAUAGUGGCAGUCAGUGCAAUGACCCUGGUACCACAUACAUUUUCGGCCGAGGAGGUGGGGUCAUAACGUACACGUGGCCAGCCAACGACAGGCCCAGCACAAGAACUGACCGCCUAGCUGUUGGAUUCAGCACAUCAGUGAAAGACGCAAUCCUUGUGCGAGUGGAUAGUGCUCCUGGACUGGGAGACUUUCUUCAGCUUCAUAUAGAGCAAGGAAAGAUCAGCGUUGUUUUCAAUGUUGGCACAGAUGAUAUCGUCAUCAAGGAGUCCAGCAAUGUAGUGAACGAUGGGAAUUACCACUUAGUACGUUUUACUAGGAAUGGGGGCAAUGCGACCUUGCAGGUGGACAACUGGGCUGUAAAUGAAUUCUACCCAACAGGAAACAUUGAUAAUGAACGCCUGGCGAUUGCUAAAACGAAAAUCCCCAAAAAAUUCAGAGGAAUAGUAUUUGAUGAGUGGCUACAAGAGAAAGGCCGCAUGCUGACAAUCUUCAAUACGCAGGCUAUGAUUACAAUUGGGGGGAAGAAUAGGAGCCGCCCAUUCCAGGGACAAAUGUCUGGUCUUUACUACAAUGGCUUAAAGGUCCUUAACAUGGCCGCAGAGAGCCAUCCCAACGUCAAGGUCAAUGGAACCGUGAGGCUGGUGGGAGAGGUGGCCCCUGUGAUUGUCAACCAGCCAAUGGCGACCACCUUACCGGCCGAGAUGUCCACCACCAUCAUGGCAACUACGACAACGAUGGCAACCACCACAACCAGGAAGGUCCGAGGAACAAUGAAGGUCAACCCGGUCACCGAUGAUCUUAUAGUCUCCUCAGCUGAGUGUGCAAGCGAUGAUGAGGACCUCGAUGAGUGUGAGCCCAGCUCAGGUGGGUUAGGAGAUGAAUUAGUUUUCCCUGUAGUGACAGAAGAAGCCUUAGCAAACCCUCCUCUCGCCACUCGUGCACCUUUCAUCUCCCUCCUCCCUACCUUCCGUCCCCUUCUCACCAUGAUUGAGGGCACCAAAGAUUCUCUGUCCAUGAUCCCUGAGGUGGGGUUACCUUGCCUGUCGGAGCAGGACCACGAUGAUUGUGAUGCUGGCUUGAUGAUAUCUGGUUAUGGCUCAGGGGAGGCACAUGACUCUAAUCUACCCCCUACUGAUGAUGAAGAUUUUCACACCACCUUGUCCUUGGUAACAGAUAAGACCUUGUCCACAUCGACCUUUGAAGGUGGCUACAAAGCGCACGCACCCAAAUGGGACUACAAGGACUUUAGACCUAACAAAGCGUCUGAAUCCGGUAGGAUUGUCACCACUGCCUCUGCCCCUGAGCUGCUCAGUUCCGUGCCGCCCGGGAAAUUGCCCAAGCUGCCCGCGGGCAAGUUGAACACGCGUGAGCAGAAACCCGACCCAGGCUCGGUGUUGGUCCCCCGACCCACCGCGUACGAGGUAGACAGUACCAAGCUGAAGAGUCCCCCCCUAGUCACCUCACCCAUGUUCCGUAAUGUACCCACAGCCAACCCCACGGAUCCGGGAGUGCGCCGGGGUCCCGGGGCCUCAGAGGUGGUGCGGGAAUCGAGCAGCACGACCGGGAUGGUCGUGGGGAUAGUAGCGGCGGCAGCUCUCUGCAUCCUGAUCCUCCUCUAUGCCAUGUACAAGUACCGCAACAGGGACGAAGGCUCCUACCGGGUGGACGAGACUCGCAAUUAUAUCAGUAACUCGGCGCAGACCAACGGCACUGUUGUCAAGGAGAAACAACAGAGUGCAAAAGGUACUAGCAAGAAGCACAAAAACAAGGACAAAGAAUACUAUGUGUAGAGCGGACAAAAGAAAACAUUUAACACAAGAGGGGGAAGGGAGAAUUGAACAACAACAUGAAACUAAAAGGAGACACAAUCAAAAAUAUAUAUUAUACAGAAAUAUAUAUAU